UGUAAAGUUAUGGUCUGAUAGCGUCAAAUAACUUGUGUAGUUUAUCGCUUUCGGCCACAUAAAUUUGACCAAUUUAUAUCCUUCAUAUCGCUCCCUUAUCGUGAUAUCAUGCCACUGUCCAUUAAUGGCUCUCCUUUGCGCCGAGCUUUGGCGGAAGGCCGACCUGCACUGGGCGUGACAAUGGUAUUGCCAGGUGCCCUUCACGCUAGGAUCCUGGCUAGUCUACCCAAUCUCUCUUAUAUUUUCGUCGACCUCGAACACGGCGCGAUGAGUGAUACUGAAAUGCAAGCCGCUAUCCAGGCGAUCGUUCCCUUCGGAGUGUCACCGAUCGUUCGCAUUCCGGCAGGGGAGCCUUGGAUGAUUAAAAGAGCACUGGACGCCGGAGCCCACGGCAUUGCUGUCCCUAUGGUCUCCACACCGGAAGAAGCCGCGGCGAUAGCGUCGGCUGCUCGAUUCCCCCCAAAUGGAUGUAGGGGAUUUGGCUCGACAUUCUCAAGGGAUGCCUUCGGCUGGACUUCUGAUGCUGAAUACCUUGAAAAGGCCAACAAUGAGAUCCUAGUCGCCGUUAUGAUCGAGACGAAGCAAGGCUAUGAGAAUGCCGAAGCGAUUAUCAAUACUCCUGGAAUAGAUAUCAUUAUGACGGGAGAGACCGAUAUCUGUCUGUCCAUGGGAUAUCCCCUGACUCCGGACAAUCCGGCUCAGGAAGUCACCGCGGCCAUCUCACACAUCUCAUCACUGGCACGCAAAGCCAACAAGUGGCAGGGUGGACGCAUCAGACCUUCAACGGGUGGCCCAAAGGCGAUGGCAUCAAGAGGCAUUGGUAUGAUACAGGUCGGGGUGGACGCUUGGUUGUUAAGGGAGACCCUGAAUGCGAAGAUCACCCAGGCGAUGGAAAGCUAGGAAUGUCUUCGUGACGAAAUGUUGCAUAGCGGUGUACGCGGUGUUUGACUGCAGCAGGAAUCCUAUGCAACGCCUGAGGCCAUGGAAGAAGCC
Cryptococcus deneoformans JEC21 is the source of this 993-nucleotide messenger RNA. RefSeq lists its product as hypothetical. The record is from RefSeq and is a predicted model, not a curated record. The transcript has 4 exons. Lineage: Eukaryota; Fungi; Basidiomycota; Tremellomycetes; Tremellales; Cryptococcaceae. Gene Ontology annotation, cellular component: cytoplasm. Bases 109 to 900 code for a protein of 263 amino acids. Gene Ontology annotation, molecular function: aldehyde-lyase activity.